Messenger RNA from Athene cunicularia (burrowing owl), 4635 nucleotides. RefSeq names its product prospero homeobox 1 (gene PROX1). Lineage: Eukaryota; Metazoa; Chordata; Aves; Strigiformes; Strigidae. Gene Ontology annotation, molecular function: RNA polymerase II cis-regulatory region sequence-specific DNA binding; DNA-binding transcription factor activity, RNA polymerase II-specific. The record is from RefSeq and is a predicted model, not a curated record. Gene Ontology annotation, biological process: regulation of transcription by RNA polymerase II. The transcript is spliced from 5 exons. The coding region runs from base 364 to 2574 and encodes 736 amino acids. Gene Ontology annotation, cellular component: nucleus.
AGCUUAAUUUCUUUUUCUCAUUCAAAGAAUCUGUUUCCUCAAGCAGUUCCGAGCACGGCUACGUGAUGGAGGGCCCUGCGUCUCCCCAAAAUAAAGGCCUGAACUAAUGAGAUGCCGAAUCCCUCCUGUUAGCGAGCCCUGUCAGUUCCCCCUCUAGUCGAUGGGCAUCGAGGAUGUUUGGCGUUCAUGGGAAUUACUGAAUACCGUGCUGGAUUGGGCCCUGGCUAUCAUCGGAUUCAUAAAACAAGGGUGGUUUUUUUUCUUUAAGGCUCAAGAGCAGGUGGCAUAAUUUUGAAGGUCCCAGGAUUCUUGAGCUGAGCCCAGCUGACAAGCUUUUGAAGAUGGCACAAUAACAGUCCAGUGAUGCCUGACCAUGACAGCACAGCCCUCUUAAGCAGGCAAACCAAGAGAAGAAGAGUUGACAUUGGAGUGAAAAGGACGGUAGGGACAGCAUCUGCAUUUUUUGCAAAGGCAAGAGCAACGUUUUUUAGUGCCAUGAAUCCCCAAGGUUCAGAGCAGGAUGUCGAGUAUUCAGUGGUGCAGCAUGCAGAUGGGGAAAAGUCAAAUGUACUCCGCAAGCUGCUGAAGAGGGCGAACUCAUAUGAAGAUGCCAUGAUGCCUUUUCCAGGAGCAACCAUAAUUUCCCAGCUGUUGAAAAAUAACAUGAACAAAAAUGGUGGCACGGAGCCCAGUUUCCAAGCCAGCGGUCUCUCUAGUACAGGCUCAGAAGUACAUCAGGAGGAUGUAUGCAGCAACUCUUCAAGAGACAGCCCCCAAGAGUGUCUUUCCCCUUUUGGCAGGCCGACUAUGAGCCAGUUUGAUGUGGAUCGGUUAUGCGACGAGCACCUGAGAGCUAAACGCGCUCGGGUUGAGAAUAUAAUUCGGGGUAUGAGCCAUUCCCCCAGCGUGGCAUUAAGGGGCAAUGAAAAUGAAAGAGAAAUAGCUCCGCAGUCCGUGAGUCCCCGAGAAAGUUACAGAGAAAACAAACGCAAGCAAAAGCUGCCACAACAGCAGCAGCAGAGUUUCCAGCAGCUGGUUUCAGCGAGGAAAGAGCAGAAGCGAGAGGAGCGCAGACAGCUGAAGCAGCAGCUGGAGGACAUGCAGAAGCAGCUGCGCCAGCUGCAGGAGAAGUUCUACCAGAUCUACGACAGCACCGACUCCGAAAAUGAUGAAGAUGGCAACCUGUCUGAAGACAGCAUGCGCUCCGAAACCAUGGACGCGAGGGCCGGCGACUCCGUCGGCAGGUCGGACAAUGAGAUGUGCGAGCUGGACCCAGGGCAGUUCAUUGACCGGGCACGGGCCCUCAUCCGCGAGCAAGAGAUCGCAGAGAACAAGCCGAAAAGAGAAGGUCCCAAGGAGAAGGAGCAAGGGCCGAACGCCUUCCACCCCGAAGGCAAACACUUGGCCGAGACGCUGAAGCAGGAGCUAAACACCGCCAUGUCGCAAGUUGUGGACACGGUGGUCAAGGUUUUCUCGUCCAAGCCCUCCCGCCAGCUUCCUCAGGUCUUCCCGCCUCUCCAGAUCCCGCAGGCGAGGUUCGCCGUCAACGGGGAGAACCACAACUUCCACACGGCCAACCAGCGCCUGCAGUGCUUUGGGGACGUCAUCAUUCCCAACCCCCUCGACACCUUCGGCAGUGUCCCCAUGCCCGGUGCCACCGACCAAACCGAGGCGCUGCCCCUCGUCGUCCGCAAAAACUCCUCCGACCAAUCCGCCUCGGCCCCGCCGGCCGGUGGCCACCACGCCUCCCUGCACCAGUCCCCACUCUCAGCCACCGCCGGCUUCUCCACCUCCUCCUUCCGCCACCCCUUCCCACUGCCCCUCAUGGCCUACCCCUUCCAAAGCCCGCUGGGCGCCCCGUCGGCCUCCUUCCCGGGGAAAGAGCGCGCCUCCCCUGAAUCCCUCGACCUGACCCGGGAGACCACCAGCCUGAGGACCAAGAUGUCGUCGCACCACAUGAACCACCACCCCUGCUCGCCGGCCCACCCCCCCAGCGCUGCCGAGGGCCUGUCCUUGUCCCUCAUAAAGUCUGAGUGCGGCGACCUGCAAGACAUGUCUGAAAUCUCGCCCUAUUCGGGAAGUGCAAUGCAGGAAGGCUUGUCACCGAAUCACUUGAAAAAGGCCAAGCUCAUGUUCUUUUACACCCGGUACCCAAGUUCCAAUAUGCUGAAAACCUACUUCUCAGAUGUAAAGUUCAACAGAUGCAUUACCUCUCAGCUCAUCAAGUGGUUUAGCAAUUUCCGUGAGUUUUACUACAUUCAGAUGGAGAAGUAUGCACGGCAAGCCAUCAACGACGGGGUCACGAGCACUGAGGAGCUGUCUAUAACCAGAGACUGUGAGCUGUACAGGGCCCUGAACAUGCACUACAAUAAAGCAAAUGAUUUUGAGGUUCCAGAGAGAUUCCUGGAAGUGGCUCAGAUCACGUUACGGGAGUUUUUCAAUGCCAUUAUCGCAGGCAAAGAUGUUGAUCCUUCCUGGAAGAAGGCCAUAUACAAGGUCAUCUGUAAGCUGGACAGUGAGGUCCCCGAGAUUUUCAAAUCCCCAAACUGCCUACAAGAGCUUCUUCAUGAGUAGAGAGUUCAGCAGCUAUUUAUGAAUGUAUGAAAGUAGCAGUCCCCUUCCGAUGCCCAAGUCAUGCGUGUCUCUAUUUUAAUUUCAUAUAUAUGUGUAUUGCAUACAUAUAUAUGUAUAUGAAAUUAGACUGUGAACCCUCCUGGAUUUAAGUUUUCGUUCAGUUCCAAGGGGAUGGUUAUUUUACUUCAGCCUUCAGUUUACUUUUGCCCGAGACCCUUAACAUUUGGAGAAUCAACGGGGUUAAUUUUCAGGGAGAAGAGUUUGGAAGUGUGUAAAAGCCUGUCUUAGCAAGUUAGGGCAUUAUGUUUAAAAAUGCUUUGUCAGAUUUAUUGCUUGCUGCAAAGUGGCAUUUUGUCUUAGUGAGACUAAUGUCAUGGCACAAUACUACAGACAAUGAAGUUUAUAUUAUGUUUAUACUGCUAAAGGUCUGAACUCUGUGGAGUCACUUCAUAAGCUUCAAGCUUUUUUUUUAAUUUUAUAUACUUUUUAACCAAUAACUAGAUUUUUUUUCAUACUUCAAAAAAACUACAACAUCUAUUUCAGGUACUCACUCUAAGAAGUGAUACCCAAAAAAGCAAAUCCCAUUCUUUCAAGCUUUCCUUACAGAAAUGAUAAAUACCCUGCACCAGUAAUCAGCAUGCCUGAUUGUUGUUUCUCUAAAUUGCAGCAAGGGACAUUUGCACAAAUCAAGUACCGUUCUUGCAGGGUGAGGCCAGUAAUUCAUGCACAAUAUUGUAUCAACCACACUAAUUUUGGAAUAUGGUCAGCUUAUUAAAGCGGAAGCAUUUCACUCUCCAUAGAGUAAAAAUGAAACCUUCAGCAUCCUAUAUUGCCAUGUCUCGGUCUUACUUUAAGUGGCAUUAGUUCUUAAAUUUAUUCUUUCCUUAGUCCGUUCUGCCCCCUAAAAUCCCCUUUCCAGCAUACAAAGUUUUCUGUCUGUAUUCAACAUCUGUCCUGAAAAGCACUUUUUGGAAUGAUCUUAGAUACAGUAGAAGCAUCUUCACCUCACGGUUCUGAGGCAAAGGAAAAAAAAGACUUGUUUGUAGCUGUAAAAUAUAAUUAGUCUUUUCCUGAUCAGAAGAAUAAAAAUUACUUUUUCAUAAAAAUCUAAUCAAGCAUAUACAAAAAUCACAGUGUCCUCCUGGCUAUGCAGGGUUCAGAUAGCCAAAUUGGAUUUUUAAAAUUAUAGCAAGUGCAGCUUAAAAAAAAUAAAUCUGUUUGAGCAAUGUGCUGCACUUGUCUUCUGAAGCUGGAGCUAGUCUUGCCCAAAAUCUGAGCUACAGUGUAAAGUCCAUGAUGGAUCUGGGUUCACCUGAAUGCUAUACUGCGAUAUGUCAGCAGACAGAAAGCAAGCUAGCUGCCAGGUCUCAUGCUUUCUUCAGUGGCUCUCCUUUUGUCAUGUUUUCAGAAAGGUAUCGUCUCCAGAAGUUUGGGGGAAGGUUGAAUAUGCUAUGGCACUCUGUAUUUGUCAUUUUCUCUGUUGUCUUUUGUACGGAUGCAGUAAGAAUUUAUUGUUAUCGUCAAUAGUAUUUUCCCCUACAUAAUUCAAUCUGAAUCUAGAGGAAGCUCCUAAUUAGCUGAGAAUUAUAUUUAGACCAUUGAGGAUAUUGGUAUCUUAUUUCUUUAUUUUAAAAUUACAUUUUGACUUUGGAGAGUGAAAGUUUACCCAUGUGACUAAAGAGCUGACCUGAUCAUUGCAAUUUCACUUCAUUUACAAAUACUGCUGAUAGACAGAAAUGUAUGAAAGCAAUUAUUGUUAGCAGAAAGCCUUAAAAACCUGCUGACUUCAAAUUAAACAGCACAAUCCUACGAUUCCCUGUCAUUCUUUUCAAGCACUGGCAGUAUCUGUGGAGUAUAGGCAAUGCAGACAAUAGCAUGGGAUGAAGUGCCAACAUUUCCACUAUGCAUUAAAAGCAAAACAAAUCUUCUUGAUCUUAGACUCCCUGAGAGUACCUAAUACUGUACAUAUCCUUCCAGUAGACAGGAUGUGUCCUCUUUUCUUUUCUUUUCUUUUCUUUUCUUUUCUUUUCUUUUCUUUUCUUUUCUUUUCUUUUCUUUUCU